Molecule: messenger RNA, 1740 nt
Organism: Budorcas taxicolor (takin)
Lineage: Eukaryota; Metazoa; Chordata; Mammalia; Artiodactyla; Bovidae
Gene: MCOLN3
Product: mucolipin TRP cation channel 3
Exons: 13
Coding region: 1-1740 (579 amino acids)
Cellular component (GO): plasma membrane; lysosomal membrane
Molecular function (GO): NAADP-sensitive calcium-release channel activity
Source: RefSeq, a predicted model, not a curated record
AUGGAGGGGACACAGGAGGGAGCGGGGUGCGAGCUGCAGCGGUUCGGCCCCCCGGCUGCUCUGCAGCCCGCACAAGAGACGGCAAAUCCUGAGGCUGCUAUAAGUAGCUGCAGCUCUCAUGAAGAGGAAAAUCGCUGCACCUUUAACCAGCAUACAUCUCCCUCUGAGGAACUUCUAUUAGAAGACCAGAUGAGACGAAAACUCAAAUUUUUUUUCAUGAAUCCUUGUGAGAAGUUCUGGGCUCGAGGUAGAAAACCCUGGAAACUUGCCAUACAAAUUCUAAAAAUUGCAAUGGUGACUAUACAGCUGAUCUUUUUUGGCUUGAGUAACCAGAUGGUGGUAACUUUCAAGGAAGAGAACACUAUAGCAUUCAAGCACCUCUUCCUAAAAGGAUAUAUAGACAGAAUGGAUGACACAUAUGCAGUGUAUACACAAAGAGAUGUGUAUGAUCAGAUCGUCUUUGCAGUGAACCAGUAUUUGCAGCUAUGCAACGUCUCAGUUGGGAAUCAUGCAUCUGAGGACAAGGGCACGGAGCAGUCGGCCAUGGCAGUCUGUUGGCACUUCUACAAGCAAGGAAACAUCUAUCCUGGAAAUGAUACCUUUGACAUUGACCCAGAAAUUGAAACUGAAUGUUUCUUUGUGGAACCAAAUGAACCUUUUCACAUUGGAACACUAGAAGAAAAUAAACUCAACUUAACACUGGACUUUCACAGACUCAUAACAGUGGAGCUGCAGUUUAAACUGAAGGCCAUUAACCUGCAGACUAUUCGUCAUCAUGAGCUCCCGGACUGUUACGACUUUACUCUGACUAUAACUUUUGACAACAAAGCCCACAGUGGAAGAAUUAAGAUAAGUUUAGAUAAUGACAUCUCUAUCAGAGAAUGUAAAGACUGGCAUGUAUCUGGAUCAAUUCAGAAGAACACUCAUUACAUGAUGAUCUUUGAUGUCUUCAUUAUUCUGACAUGCUUGGCUUCAUUAAUCCUGUGUGUUCGAUCUGUGGUGAGAGGACUUCAGCUUCAGCAGGAAUUUGUCAAUUUUUUCCUCCUCCAUUAUAAGAAGGAAGUUUCUGUUUCUGAUCGAAUGGAAUUCGUCAAUGGAUGGUAUAUUAUGAUUAUUAUUAGCGACAUAUUGACCAUCAUUGGAUCAAUUCUGAAAAUGGAAAUUCAAGCUAAGAGUCUAACAAGUUAUGAUGUCUGUAGCAUACUUCUUGGGACCUCUACCAUGCUUGUGUGGCUUGGAGUUAUCCGGUACUUUGGUUUUUUUCAGAAAUACAAUCUCCUCACUCUCACCCUCCAGGCGGCACUGCCCAAUGUCAUCAGGUUCUGCUGCUGUGCAGCCAUGAUUUAUUUAGGCUAUUGCUUCUGUGGAUGGAUUGUGCUGGGGCCUUAUCAUGAUAAGUUCCGUUCUCUGAACAUGGUCUCUGAGUGUCUUUUCUCGCUGAUAAAUGGAGAUGAUAUGUUUGCCACAUUUGCAAAAAUGCAGCAAAAAAGUUACCUGGUCUGGCUGUUUAGCAGAAUUUACCUCUACUCAUUCAUCAGCCUUUUUAUAUACAUGAUUUUAAGUCUUUUCAUUGCACUGAUCACUGAUACGUAUGAAACAAUUAAGCAUUACCAACAAGAUGGCUUUCCUGAGACUGAACUUCAUAUGUUUAUAUCAGAGUGCAAAGAUCUGCCUAAUUCUGGAAAGUACCGAUUAGAAGAAGACACUCCAGUAUCGAUAUUCUGCUGUUGUAAAAAGUAG